AUGACGACACUACCCUUUACCACGCUCGAUGUUUUCACCCAAACACCCUUUAAGGGCAAUCCUUUGGCAGUAGUGACGAUCCCAGUCGGCGUCAAUCUGUCUCAAGAUCAGAAGCAGGCCAUUGCACGAGAGUUCAACCUAUCGGAAACCACUUUCGUGCACGAUGUUGCCGACCCUGCGACGACUAGUGAACGGCGCUUCGAUAUCUUCACUCGCGAAGCGGAAAUCCCGUUUGCUGGUCAUCCGACGAUUGGAACAGCUGCCUUUCUUUACUCGCGCGGUGUGCGAACUCUAAUCGCAAAGGCAGGGCCCAUCACGAUUGAACCAAUGGCAAACAGGGCUCUCAGGGCGGCCAUUCCGUACAAUGUCCGCCUACACCAGAAUCGUCUGCCAGUCCCAGAUCCCGCAUCGUUCCCGGUAUCACAGGCCGAGGUUGCAAAGGCGGAAGGUGGUUCUCCUCUGUUUAGCAUCGUCAACGGAAUGGCCUUUGCUCUGAUUGAGCUACCCUCUCUGGAAGCUCUAGGAGCAGUGCAAUUCGGCGCGAUGCCAGAACUUCCCAAGGAACUCCUCGAUGAUGGUUGGAACGCCGGCUGGGUCACGCGGCGGUAUUACUUCAUCCGCAUCGCCGCUGAGAAUCUCAAUGGUAGAGCUGUCUAUAAGAUCAGGACCAGGAUGGUCAGACGAUCCAUGGAAGACCCAGCCACUGGAAGUGCGGCUUGCGCGUUGGCGAGUUACCUGAGCUUGCAUGAGCUGAAAGACAAGUCAAUCACCUUCGAGAUCACCCAGGGAGUUGAGAUGGGACGAGACAGCGAUAUCCUGAUAGACACGGAGGUCGGAAGUGAUGAGAAUGGAAUAAGAAAACUCGAGGCAUUGCAUCUCGGGGGCAAGGCAGUUGAGGUGAUGAGCGGCUCUAUCACCGCUCGAUUUGAGGCAUCACAAUGA
Messenger RNA from Colletotrichum karsti, 942 nucleotides. Its product is annotated as phenazine biosynthesis-like protein. Gene Ontology annotation, molecular function: isomerase activity. The record is from RefSeq and is a predicted model, not a curated record. NCBI's taxonomy places the organism in Eukaryota, Fungi, Ascomycota, Sordariomycetes, Glomerellales, Glomerellaceae. The coding region runs from base 1 to 942 and encodes 313 amino acids. Gene Ontology annotation, cellular component: cytoplasm. Gene Ontology annotation, biological process: biosynthetic process. The transcript has a single exon.